Messenger RNA from Sphenostylis stenocarpa, 201 nucleotides. NCBI's taxonomy places the organism in Eukaryota, Viridiplantae, Streptophyta, Magnoliopsida, Fabales, Fabaceae. The record is from the annotation of a GenBank genome assembly.
AUGAAGGCUUUACAAAGAGUAGCGAACAGAACUCAGUUGACAGUAUGCCCACCUCCAAUGAUAUGGACAUAUGAAGUGUUCCACUCAGAGAGAGAGAGGAAGAGAGAAGAGAAGAAAGUGGAGGUGGACAGAAUGCCAAUAAACUCUGUUAGAAACACUUUGCUAAACCCGCAUGAAGAGAUGACAAAGAAAACUGUGUAG